Saprolegnia diclina VS20 is the source of this 1892-nucleotide messenger RNA. RefSeq lists its product as hypothetical. Lineage: Eukaryota; Oomycota; Saprolegniomycetes; Saprolegniales; Saprolegniaceae. The coding region runs from base 45 to 1892 and encodes 615 amino acids. The transcript has a single exon. The record is from RefSeq and is a predicted model, not a curated record.
CUGGCCCGGUCCAUAUCAAGCCACUUAUCAGCCCAGAAGAGACUAUGCUAACGAUGGCGGGCGCUGUUGUCGUCGCGAGCUCGCGCUUUGCCAAGCUCAAGGUCUGGAGCGGUCUACUCUACCUGGCUGCAAGUGUUGUCGGCAGCCUCUCGUACCUAGAGCUCUCUGGUGUGAAUUUAGCGAAUGAUCUCUAUUGGUCAACGUACAAUACCUCUGGCACCCAGAGCUUCCUCGCCAAUUGGUUCAACCGACUCCUCAUGGUCAACGCGACGCAGCCAAGCAUGCCCUUGGACGUCCCUGCGUUUGCCGACUUGCUCGAUUACUCGACGCCUGACACUUUGAUCUCAUACGCCCGCGUCUACGCGCGACUUGUACAGUACGAGGCGGGCAGCGACCUUGGCAUGAUGGUCCAAGGGCUUCGCUCCAUGGACGCGUGCCAAGCGCCGUGGAUCGCAACAAGCUACUGCUGGCUCGACUUUGACCGACAGAUUGAGAUGGCCAACACCAUCGCCCGUCAAGAUCGGUGCAUGACCAACUAUCGUAGCAACAGCGCCGUCUACUUGGAGUCGAUUCUCAGGAAUGUCGACUGGCCCACUUUUGAGUCGUGCUGGGGCACGUCGUUUGAGGUUGGGAUUGCCAAAGACGUACCCUCGCUCAAGGUUCGCGGUGCUGAUUGGCUCACCUCACUCACGAAUGGCAACCGUCUCUCGGUGGCCGACGAAGUCGUUUUCUGGCAAUCAAUGGGUCUCUUGACCUAUACGACCCAGUGGCAAAACUACAAGGCGCUCGGCCUCCGCGACGUUUUCUCAAUUGAGAAUGCGUUGGGAAUGAUGUACGAUAUGACGCUUCAGUCCACGAACGGCUCGUAUCAGUCGUCCAUGUCGACGUCGUGGAAGACGUACUGGACGUUUGCGAGCGAUCUCUGGGCGAUUGCAACAAAUGGUUCUGGCAUUGCCGGCAAGUCGCUCUUGCGACAGAGUCCCCAGUUUGCAUUUGCCAAUGUGUCACUCGAAACAAUGUUGACCCGAAAUACUACCUUGCUAGCGCCCCUGGACGGCGCUCUAAGUGCUUUUCGCGAUAGUUUGGGGCCGUUUGGUGCUGUUGACCUCUACCACGUGGCAUUCCCGGCGUCGCUCGUCCGGCUUCAGCACGACGCCAUGCGUGAGCUCACAACUCUUUUGGCUCUAUCCAGCAUCAACUCAACAUCGAUGCAAAACGACUACGCCAACCUCGUGCUCAUGUACUCGAUGAGUCCCGUGCCGCGUUAUCUGGACCGAAACACGUACCUCUGCGCCGGCGGCAGUCUUUUUUGCGGCGAAAUACCGUCCAACUUUAACGUUUCACUCGGUUUGUCACAGUUUACGGGCGUCGAUACCAUGUGCUACACGAGCUUCAACGACUGGAUCUUUGUGAACCCGAUGCAAGCCAUCUUUAGUGUCAUUGCCUCGGGUAUCGCACUCGACCCGACACACUUGAUUCCUCUCGCCUGUGCGGCCGAGGUCAUUGUGCCAACACAGUGCUUGGCCUUUCUGACCAGCGUGUCGAGCUUUGUCUCAACUCACUUUACCAAGAGUUCCCUGCAAGCGUAUCGAUCGCAAGCGAUAUUUGUCGGGGCCGAUGUGAUGGCGACCUCGGUGGGCAUCAUGCAGUACGUCCGGCACCUACCCACCAACCACAUCAUGCUCUUCCACCAAGUGCUUUUCGACCCGUCAGAUGCGACGAUGAUGUACACGAGCUAUGCACUCGCGUAUGACUGGGCCGUUGGCACGCGGGAAGCUAUCGUGGCGCAUGGGGAUGCGAACUCGGUGGCCGUGAUUUCAGGAAUCUCGCCAAUGUCUCGCUUUGCCGCCAGCAGUAUGGAGAUGCCUCUCAACGUCGCGACGUACCUCUGA